UUGCCUAGGGCGUGCGUGGUAGACGAUUACUAAUUGUUAGUGAAGACCAGAUUUUAUUGGGCCACAGCGAGUUUUGGCUUUUUGCCCAGUUAAAGGGAUUGCUUGGCUUUGAGUCUCGAUUUCCUGACAAACCAUCAAGGUCCUCGCCAUUCAACUUUGUAAUUAUGCUUUGAGCAGCAGACAACCAAACACCACCUUCAUCUCAAGCAAUUGGGAUCUAUCUCCCAUUCUGGAACUCAGUUCCACUUCAGCAUCAUGUACGACGAGGGGCGGCACCGCUCCAGAUCCCCAUCGCGGGAUGGCGGGCGCAGUGGAAGCUAUCGCGACCGCGAAUAUCGUCGCCCUGAUGAAAGAGGUGGCGACUACCGCCGCUCGAGGAAGGAUUCUCCAGCGCCUCCUUUGAGGAACCUCAACUACGACGACGAUGACCAGGAGUAUUACUCGAGACAAGCUGUCGGGAGCCUUGGCACUGGUGGCGACCCAGAUCGCGGACGGUAUCGGGGCGACAGGCCUCACAGCGGUGGACACCUACCACCGUCUGGUAGCGCGCCGUCGGACCGUUACGGGCGAGGAGAUAUCGAUUUGGAACGUAGUGAACGUUUUUCACGAUACAAUCUAGAUCGCGAUGUGUCACAAAGUCGGCCAUCUCGAGAUAGGAAUCCUGGUGCUGGGCGUGCGGGUGGUUGGGGUCACGGUCGUGGGGAGCACAGCAGUGCGGGUUCGGGCUUUGGCUCGUCCAAAGUGUUGAUUCUUGAAGGUCUCACUGAGGAUGCCACCGAGCGCGACGUCCUCUACGGUCUCGACUUUGUAACCCGAGACCAUCAGUUCUCGAGCGAUCAAGUGAAGCUCGUUCGAUUACGGUACGAUCAAAACGGUCAGCGGAUUGCAGCUGUCGAAUUCCAUCGUCGAUCGCAGGUCGAAGACUUUCUGGACCAGUUCUAUCCGGAAAUUUCUUUUCCACUUCAGCAUUCCCGCGGGAAGGACUCUGAGUUCUUCACCUUCGGCAUUCAGGACCCUAAUUACCGCGACGACAUGCCUGAUCAUCGGGAGUCACGGCGCGGUGGCCGAGAAGGCCGAGAAGAUGAUGGUUGGACGUGUGUAACUUGCCAUGUUGUUAACUACCCCCACCGAGUUGUGUGUUUCAAGUGCAAAACUGAACGUCCAGAGGAUGAUGGAUAUGGAGGUGGCCCAUUAUUAACUGGCGAGACCGACGAGUGCCCCCAGCAGAUGCCGUCUCAAUAUGUCGUAAUUCGCAACCUCGACCGUUCUGUCACAGAAGAGGUUCUGGCCAAAGGGGUCAUGAAGUUAUUUCUGGAGAACCCAGAGCCACCAAAAGAGGCCCCGAGCACCAACAAACUCAAAUCAACGGCACCCACUAAGAGCACUGCCGGCAUGGGCGCGAAGCCUGGCUCGCUGCGUCGUGUUUUCGUGAUGCGAGAUCGCAGAAGCAACGAAAGUUGGAGAUAUGGCUUCGCCGAAUUUGCCACUGUCGAGGAUGCCGUGGCCGCCGUUCAGAAGUUCCAGGCAUCGACAAAGUUCACCAUCGCCUCAAAGCCAGUCGUCGUUGCCUUUAUUCAUACAGGAGUUUUUGUUCCUUCGUUCGAUCCUGUUACACCUGAGAAUCAAGAUCUCUCAUUCAGCCCUAUCUACAAUCCUGCCGUUCGCAUCAAGUACUGGGAUGACCGCGCCUACCCUAGCGUACACGUUGUCACCACCGAGCCUAUCUCUGAGGUGUCACAGCCUGACAAGAGCAACAAUGCCAAUGAUGAUCCAACUAAAAAUGUCUCCAAGACGUUCAAGAAGUUUAAGAAGGACCUGGGAGCUGCUGUUGGUGUCAAACCCAUCAUGAUGCCUCAGAUGGAGUUGUGGGCCAAAAAGUCAGCCGAAUUGCAUGGUUCGAAAGCCAGGGUCACAGAUCCUCCAAAUACCGAUAUCGAGUCCUCCAACUUUAACCUCACGACCAUCCGUGAGUCUGAGAGCACAGAGCCUGACGGUCCAUUUGCGCCUCACUGGGCUGAUCAGUACAUUUCUUAUGCCGACUGGGAGUCGAUGACAUGCGUGGCUUGCGGCUGGAAAGCACCGACGGAGCGAUCAACAGAAGAACGCAACGACCUACUUAUUCACCACGAAGGGACAGCCCAUCUAUUCUACCACGACCCCGAGAUCAAGGACAAAGCCGCGGCUGCUCUCAGUGCUCUUGGCAAGAAGCACCGCACCAUCAUCCGCCGUACUCCUCGUCUCAAAUCUGAACCCCUGCCCAAAUACAAAUCAUACGCAGACUUUGACCGCCUCCGUUGUCUACUCUGCAAGCGCCAAUUUCAAAAGAUGGAAGUAAUCUGGCUACACGAACAGCAAAGCGAACUCCACAAGCGGAACCUCGCCCACCCUAAAGCCCGCUCUCGCGCAGAGGAAGAGUUCAAGAAACUGGGCAAGAAACAAAGAAGCUGCAUUCCCGACCAAGCCUUCUACCGCGAGUGGGAAGCGCAACUUAAGCGUAGUCAGCCCAACUAUCGUGAUCGAGCCUUGGAACGUAGGCAAGCUUUCCGUCAGCCGAAGAAACCCACCAGUCAGCCCAAGACAUCUGUGUUAGAAAAGAGGAAAGAACCUUCUUCGUUGUCCGCAGAGGCGGACACACCGGCCAAGAAGAGCAAAGGGGCGGGUAUGCUGGCCAAGAUGGGGUGGACGGCCGGUGCGGGACUUGGGGCCGAGGGGGCGGGGAGGACGGAUGCGAUUGCGACUGAGGUUUAUGCUCCUGGUGUUGGGUUGGGGGCGGAGGGGAGUAAGCUUGGGGAUGCUGGGGAGGAGGCGCAAAGGAGGACGAAGGGGGAUUUCAGUGACUUUGUGGAGAAGACGAGGGAUAGGGCUAGGGAGAGGUUUGAUCGGUUGGGGUAA
This is a messenger RNA of Podospora bellae-mahoneyi, 2892 nucleotides long. RefSeq lists its product as uncharacterized. Gene Ontology annotation, molecular function: RNA binding. The transcript is spliced from 4 exons. Gene Ontology annotation, biological process: mRNA splicing, via spliceosome. The record is from RefSeq and is a predicted model, not a curated record. Gene Ontology annotation, cellular component: nucleus. Bases 256 to 2892 code for a protein of 878 amino acids. Lineage: Eukaryota; Fungi; Ascomycota; Sordariomycetes; Sordariales; Podosporaceae.